UAAACCACGUAUCACGUUGAAUGGCCACUUCAAACCAUCCAUCAGCUGCAACCAUGAUGAAGUCCUCCAGCGCCAUAUUGAUGCUAGCUGUGGUUGGUGGGGUUCUACAAGGGACCAGCAGUGUUCCCAUCAAACCUUGUGUUCCCAAGUCAACAUGUUCCUGUGUUAACGCUGACGGGUUAAUAGAUCUUCACCCACUUGGAAACAACGAUGGGACACCCAGAUUCCGGGACAUCCCCGACCCCGACGGAAAGACGUUCUACUCCUGGAACCCCUGCUAUGGUUUUGACGAGGCUGGAUGCCGGGAUGUUGCUAUGUGUCAGAUAAAGGAUAACGGUGCCACCAGUCAGAGCCUGGGCAACCAGUCUAGUCUGGUGUUCGUGGCUUCCUCUCUGUACGGCCAGGUGUAUCAGUACACCAACUGGGGAGGGGCUAACUUUUCCGGUAACGUGAUCCUAACAUGUGACGCAGGUGAAGAAGGCGUUGUGACCAGACGCCCGGAUGCAGAUUUUCUCAGCGAGUUUUACCUUGAACUGAGAAGCAAGUACGCAUGCCCACAGAAGAUCAACGCCAGUACCUCAUUUCAACCUACGGUCUCCACGACAAGGCGUCAAAGGCCGACAACUCCAGCCUUUAUCGGAACAGCGAAAACCCCGUCACCACCUACCACGACCAUGGAACCUCUGUUUGACAUGAAUUCCCUCGGGGCUUUAAUGAUUGUUGUUUUGGCAGUGCUGACUCUCCUGGUUACAGUGAUGUUGAUGAUGAUAUUUUACAUCUUCUUCCGUCUCGGCAACGUGACGACGACUGUUGCACGACUCAACUCACCAACGCACGACUACGGGAGUAACUCUUACUCGAAAGCGAAUGACAAGCAGAGGCUGGUUACACCUUGAGACUGCACUGCGCAUGUAUCUGUUAUGUCGAGAAAUGAGAAGUUAACAAAUAAAGACAAAGGAUUCUUGUUA
Molecule: messenger RNA, 968 nt
Organism: Haliotis rubra (blacklip abalone)
Lineage: Eukaryota; Metazoa; Mollusca; Gastropoda; Lepetellida; Haliotidae
Exons: 6
Coding region: 21-896 (291 amino acids)
Source: RefSeq, a predicted model, not a curated record